This is a messenger RNA of Xiphophorus maculatus (southern platyfish), 6058 nucleotides long. RefSeq lists its product as uncharacterized. Bases 485 to 3895 code for a protein of 1136 amino acids. Lineage: Eukaryota; Metazoa; Chordata; Actinopteri; Cyprinodontiformes; Poeciliidae. The record is from RefSeq and is a predicted model, not a curated record. Gene Ontology annotation, cellular component: postsynaptic density. Gene Ontology annotation, biological process: inhibitory postsynaptic potential. The transcript has 4 exons.
ACGCGUGCUGGUCAGGAGGAUAGUGGCAGAAAGAAAGGGGUGAAAGAAGGAGAGAGUGAAGUGGCAGAAGUGACAAAGGACAAGACAGAGAGUAGGACAGAGAAUGGGGCUGCAGCCCAGUGUAGCAGAUUGCCAUGUUCAGACAAUGGAGUGUGCAUGGAGCAGCAGAACCAAAACAGGACACAGCUCAGCUCUAUGUUGGAUCAAUAAACGGUAGAUGAGUUCAGACUUCAGGCGAUGGAGUGGAAACCUUAUUAUUAAGAAGCAUUGCUCGGCCGGUCUGACUGCAAAUUGAGUCCUGAGUUUGGAAUUUCUAAGAACUGACAUUACAAGGAUAAAGUCUCUCCAUUCUUUGGAAACCUACAGAAACUUGGACUAAUGCAAACUUGAAGCUGGAUUGCAUUAAUAUUCAGACGGACAAAAUGAUGCGAAAAGCAAUGUCCCUUCCUUGACUUUUCAGACCUUUAAGUGAGCCAAAAAAGGAAUGGGGAGGCGAGCGGCUGACCUGACGACGCCGGUUCCGGUGUUGGGUGUCCCCGCCUCUGUCGGGGUGCGGAGUUGGAAGACAACAGGAGGAGACAGAAGCGGAGGAGUCCUGCUGCAGACUUGGGGACAGUGCAGCAUCGGCAUUCAGACGUCUCCGGGGAUUAGCAGAUCACUUGUUCAGCUACCUGAUAGCGUCUCAAACAAUGUUACUCAAACAUCUAACGCAUAUACCACCAAGGAAACCCGGGCUAUAUUGCUUCACGUAAAGAAUGACAGUGAGAAAAGGGCUAUUUUAAGGCAGAAAACUGAGGAAACCGAGGAAACCAAGAUCAAAAAGGAAGUGACUUUCAAAGCAAUUGGAGGUGUCGACUCAAAGGAUGUUGCCGGCUGUCAAAAGAGAAGUGGUGGGAUGUACUGCUAUGCCAGGGCAAUUAAAACCAAUCCCCUCACGGCAGGCACCACCAGCAGUGGCAGAUCCAGAUUGAAGUCUUCCACCCGUUACAUCAACGGAAGCGUAGUGGAUUCUGAGGCAAUCGGCGGAAUCAUCGAAGUCAAGGAUGACGCAGAGCCCUCAAAGGCCGCGACUUCUCAUGGAACGGUCUCGCACCAUCCUUGUGCAGACCAGUCAAAAAAUACGUGCAACCACCAUGGCGGGAAGCAGUCUGUAAUAUCCAGAGGCGCCGUCCCAGGGGAGACCGGCCCCGUUUCCGAAGCUCUCUUUGGGGAGAAGGCAUCAAAGCCAGCGCUCACAUCUCUGUUUACUGCCACACAUUUACAACUUCCUCCUGCACUGAAACAAAACCAACUAAACUCUCAGAGCAGCAGAGUAAAAAACACACAGAAUGCAAGUAACCCACAUCUGUAUUAUCUUAAUGAAGAGAUAACAUAUAGACAAACACCCCACCCUGCAUGUCCAGUACAUUCCAGAGUUGGUCCAGGAACUCUGUAUCAUACACAUGCUUCAAGCGACGUGACAUCCAUCCAACCGGAAGCCAUUCUCCACACUAAAACUGUUACAUUUGCUAAAGCCAGAACUGAAAGCAGGCAGGAGAAUUCCACUAUAAACUUUUUCGCAAAACCCAACCAGAAUAAUAAAAUUUCCCUCCUUUCAAGUUUUUACUCGACACCUCAAAUGGCCACGGCAACCAAAACUUUUCAAACUUCCCCUAAGCGCCUCAAGACAUCGCCUCACCAUUCCCUACAAGAUAAUAUUAUUCAAAAUGUAUGUGUCUCUGUGCAUGCUGUGCCCGAGUGUCCACCUUUAUCUUUGUACACUGUAGCCAUGGGAACUCAAAGAUCAUCCAGUCCAGUUGCACAGGCAACUUUUAAUUUGGAGAGGAUGUGUCCGCAUAGUAAUGCCAGUCCAGCACCAGAAGCCUUGCACUCAACACACAAAGCACACAUUCUUGAAUCAGACCCUUCUUCAGAUCUCACAAUGGUAAGCGCCCCAUCUGAUUUAGAUAAAUGUCAGGAAAAGCCCCCUUCAAGAGCUGCCGACGUAUUAACUAAAAUAUCUCUUGUUGACAAUACAGCUCAAUUCCCUGCUUCUGCUAAUCCGCCUCAGAAACCUGCACCGCAUUCGCUCCUAAGUGCCAACGUCCCGAAGAUCACUUUGAAUUAUAAAGUUAAUCCAGAUCAAAUUACAUGUAGAGGUAGCACAGACAAAGCUGUGGCUCUGCAAAUCCACUCGGUUCAGCCUAACUCCUCAGACUCUGAAACUGAGCUGCCUAUUUCCGCAUCCUCUGCAUGCACGAUAUCUGGUGCAUCUAAGUCUCCAGAAGCAAAAGGUGAGUCGCACGCAUCUCUCCUGAACUCCGUUGCUGGUCGUUGCACAGUCUAUAAAAAUGCGACCGCCAAAACUGAGGUGAAACAAGUCACAUCCCUGAACAGUUCUCUGCCAUCUCUGGGCAGAGAAAGACGAGAUAAUGUUGCUGCAUCCAGUACAUGUUUGCUUCAGUUUACAGACGCAACUGAGGUACUAAGGAACAGUGAUGCACAUGACAAAAACAAAGCUCAUCGCACACAAGCACCAGACAUCAGCAGUCAAAACAGUAAUAAACCUCGUGUUUGGGGUGUCGUUACCAGCCAGCAGAGCAACUCCAUAGCAACUCCGCUCAUCAAGUCGCCAAAUAUGUUAGAAACCGCUGAGGAAGGACGUGAAACUAAAAGCCAACACACUAAUCCAACCAUCAACCCCAAUGUGGAAUUACAAUGUAAUAAAAACAAAUGUAGCGACCAUGCUGUCAAUGAAGUAGUGGUGCACAAGUCUGAAGAGCAUAAAAAUUCAAGGGUCACUAACCCUCAGAAUUGCUUUUCCCCAAUUAAGUCAAGCACCUUUCUUCCGCAGGGUUGUCUGGACAGAGAAAAACAAAGACUUAAACAUUAUAAAGGAUGCACACAAGCAGACUAUGAGGGACACAGUGCAACAAGCCCACUGGGACAAGCAGCCAGGCACCCCGAUUCAAAUGCACAACAGUUUGCCUUGGGUGCAGCAGCCAGCCGUGCAAAUAGUACGUUUGAAUCCAAUGCAGAUGGGCAGAAGCAUCUCAGUUAUUCAUCGCCCCCGGUCGCAACACAAACUAAAUGUGAACCCAAUAUCUCGCAAACAAACACAGAGGUGAAACACAUCACCCAGUCUGCUGACUGCCAAAAUCCCAAUUUUGAUAUUACAUUACGAAGGCAACCACAAACAAGUCCAGAACGUUCUGUCAGCGUGCCAGCAUCAUUCACCGGCGAAGGAGGGCUCUCAGCACACACAGGCCCCGAACGGGAGUUCGACCUACAGCCGUCUGCAAUGCUCUCUAAAUCGAGUUUCCCCCUCUGGUCCAGAGAGGUGGAGGGAAUAAGCAGACCAGAUUUAAAGUUUAGCCCCGCUGCUCCUCAGUCGGGCCCUGAGGGCACCGGGCUGUCUCACUCCCACCCGUCCGACGCAGCGCUGCUGUUGCCGCCUUCCCCGCAGUGCUGCAGAUCUGCAGGCCUGGAGCAGAGGCUCAAGACUGUGGAGGCCAGCCUGGCGGCCAACAAGGACAGGAUCACCACCCUGCUUAACAUCAUUCAGGACCUGGAGACAUGCAAUGCUCCCAGCAGCCUUCGGAGAUAUCAUAAAAGUGGACUCGACCUGAGAAACUGCUCGACCUGCCAGAAGACUGCUUGUAUUGUGUACAGUGUUGAGUAUGACUUCAGGCAGCAGGAGCGACACUUCUUGGAGGUUCUGAAUCACUCACCAGGUGACAGCAACAGUUUCCCCGCACAUCUGGCGGAGCCUUUAAACCUCAGCCUCCUCCGACACGCAAUCUCUAAGAACCUCGCAAAGACAAAGUUGAAGAGUAAAAAGCUGUGCAAGACUCUGCUCAAGUGGAUUCCAAGAAAAAAAUCAUCCACUGUAGAUCUCUGUGUUACCAGCAUGUGACCAGAAUGCAAGAGUCUACCCUGAACUACAGUUUGGAAUAAUCUUAAUAAAACCUAACCACAAAACUGGCAGCUACCCAUUACUAAGAGACAGUAGGUCAUUGGGUUAUCGUUUAAUCAACCAGUACUAUGGUACCACUGGCUACGAGAUACUGUAACAUAGUUUUUUUUGUUUGGUUGGGUUUUUUUUUACUAGAAGUUUUCUUAACAAGACAAGUUUAAAGGUAAAACAGAAGAAAAGUGGAAUUUUGCAGAAUGCUAUAAAGGUUUGUUCUAAAAGCUGCUGCACUAGGCUAUCACAGAGCAGAUAUACAAGUUUUCAAAUUACUUUAAUAUGUUCAAAUUCAUAUUCUGUCUUAUUGCAGCAACAAACUUCAGUGCAUAAUAUUUGGAUUUUAUGUGACAGAGCAAGAUAAAGGUCAGCAUUAUAUAAAAAGAAAAUAAAACCUAAAACAAAUUGAACCCAAAAAAGUGCAUUUGUGUACAACCCAUUACUCUCAUAACCCACAAUAAAGUCUUUAGCAACAAAACUUCAGAAAUCACCUAAGUAAUAAAUUAGACCUAAAAUGCAUGUAAUUUAAUCUCAGUAGAAAUAAACUGUUCUGAGACAAAACGGCAUACAAAUAAUGUUGAAAACAUGUUGAAAGAUUGGCUGCGUAAAUGAGGUCAUCACUACAUAAUGUUUCCACUCAUGUCUUAGAAUGUCUUUGUGGAACCAAUAGCAGCCUUUGACCAGAACCUCAGACUGCGAGACGAUGUAUCUUUGUGGUGCAGAGCAACAUAUCCCACAGAAUACUGUGUAUUGAUCUCAAAAUUGAAAGAGUACGGCAGAACAAACUGACCAAACAUCGUUAUGUCUUAACAGACAGAGCGGUCAAAGAGAGCACUGAUGUUCCGCAAAGAGGCUCAACUCUGGAGGAGCUGCAGAGGAUCAAAUGACAGAAGGACUAUCAGUCAAUUAAUCCAUAUGGAUGGUCCAUAUGGAUGUUUGCAUGGUUUAAAUCAGUGCAUAUGAAUGUUAUAAUGGCAAACAUAAAUUAAAACUAAUAAUAGGAGAAUUUAUGUCACUUGAAACUUAUCAGAUGGUCUUCAUCUGUUGUGACUGAGUUUUCAGCCACUUUUCAAAGAAACAGUCUCUAGACGUCAAAUGGCAGAGACAUUUCACAAAGUCCUUGCAUUUGUCAUUGCAGUAAAAUGGUGGUUCAAAAAGUCUUGACUUAGAUGCAUCGAAUAGAAAUGGGUACUGCACUUCCCAGAUUUUAAACAAUUUGUUUUAUGUCAUUUCAGUCUAUCACAUAAAAAGCAAAAAAAAAAAACCCCAAAACAUAAAAAUUUCCUUCUGGCCAUACCUUGGCAACAUGGGAAGUAAACUUCAGGUUUAUUAUACCCAGCAUGAGUGGUCCACAGCCUGACAACCCUCAUAUGUCAGAGCAGGAGGAUGCCUGCACUUGAAGAUAUGUGGUUGGGUAUUUUUUUACUUAAUGUAUCCCUGGUAGAUGCAUGCUGUCAUCACAUACAACUGAAACCAGAAGCUUAGAUAAACAAAAUGUUAAAAAAUUAAUAAAAGAAAACACCAUUUCUCACCAUCUGAACUUAAGUCACAAAAAAUAUUCUCUUUCUUUUGGUCAGUUAGAAUUACUAAAAUUAUUUACAUUUACUUACUGAGAUAACGAGAGAAACAGUAUGUCAGGGAUGUAAUUUUUAAUGUAUUCAAAAGAAAUCAGACACUCAGAUAGAUUUCCUCUCUAUUUGGUAGUGUUACCUAUGACUUUGGUCAAGUGUUUUGGGGAUGCUUCCCACGAGCUUCUCGUAACAGUUUGCUGGAAGUCUGGCUGAUUCCUCCUGAUAGAACAGGUGGAACUGGGAUAGACUGGUUUUGUCCCAAAGUUUUCAAAAGUGGUAUAAGGAUUUCUUUGUUUUGCUUUUCAAUGUUAAUAUUUAAAUAUGCCUGGUUGUAUUUGAUGACUAACCCCAAUCCCAGAUUUCUAUAUUUAAUUUUCUAUAUACGACUGUUCUCUUUGCACUGUUGAGAUUAAUGCAGUUGACUGAAAGUUGACCUAUUAUCUUGUUCACCUUAAAAUAAACGUCACAAGCUUUGUUUCACUGACUGUUGAUUUCUCCCCGGUGUUGUGUUGUGUUCCUAAUAAAGAUUCAGCACGUCCAA